UUUUGAAACCAAAACAGUCAAGGCCGAGACGACGAUAAGAACAAUCCUUGGAGGAAAGGGACGAUCAAGUUGACAUUGCAAUAAAGACAUGAUCGGCAAUACUUUGCAUUUUUCAAGCUUUAUUGCAUUUGCAAAUCUUGUAUUUUCCUUUAAUUUGGACUAUGAAUAUUCUGUUUUAAAGACUGGACCAGAAGGCAGUUUAUUUGGUUUUUCUGUAGCUGAACAUCAAGAGAGAAGUAACAACUGGAUUAUUGCAGGUGCACCAAAAGCAGUCAAUAAGUAUCUGCAAGUUUCAUGGAGUAAAGAUAACACAUCUGGGACUGUGUUCAAAUGCAAUGCCUCAGAACCAUCUUUUAACUGCACAGAAGAAAUCAUGUUUGAUAGCAAUCCUUCUACAUCUUCAGAAUCAAAAACUAAUGAGUGGCUUGGGGUGUCAUUGGAAAGUCAAGGAAGGGAUAAAAGUGUUAUGAGUUGUGCACAUAGAUAUGAAUAUUACGGUAAAUCGCGGCAGUUUCGUUUACUGGAAGGUCAAUGCUAUCAAGUGGAUGCAACUUUGUCAUACGAAGAAACUUAUUACAACCCUUGUCGUUCAUACAACAAUGAUCGAUCCUCCACGCCUGGACAUGAACGUUAUGGUCAAUGCCAAACUGGCAUUGGUUUUAGCAUGAAUCCCAAGUACGACAGCGAUGGUAAUAUUAAAGUCAUUUUGGGGUCUGUUGGUGCAAAAGAUUGGACAGGCCGACUUUUUCAAGCUGACAGUGAUGGAAAGCAGAAUGAAACUCCUUUACCAGAGGAUAAAUAUUACCAAGAUAGUUAUUUUGGAUAUAGUGUUGCAUUAGGAAAAUUUUACUCUUCGUCUAGUAAAUCAGAUAUUGCAUCUGGUGGACCAAGACAUGAAAGUUAUGGCACGGUUAUUGUUCAUAGAAGUAAUGCAAAGGGCUUUUACCAACAAUUACCUGAAAAAAAUUCAAGGGGAGAGAUGCAGAUAGCGUCAGGAUUUGGAAUAUCUUUGUGUGCUGUAGAUUCCAAUAGUGAUGGGGUUGACGAGUUGGUUAUUGGAGCACCUUUCUAUGCACCAAAAGGAAGUAAAGAUCGUCCAGAUAAUGGUAUCGUUUACAUAUAUCACCAACCAGAAGGACAGGAUAAAUUAGUUUUACAUAAGAAAAUUAUUGGUGAGAAAAAAUAUUCCCAGUUUGGUUAUGCUGUUGCAAAUGCCGGUGACCUUAAUCGUGAUGGUUACAAUGAUCUUGUAGUGGGUGCACCUCGUGAGAAUGGAAAUGCUGGUGCUGUUUAUGUUUUUCAAGGAUCUAACCUUGGGCUUCUUACUGAAAAAUCGCAGCAUAUCCCAGCUUCAACUAUUCAUAGUGGGUUAACGAACAACAUUGGAUUAAAAGGCUUUGGUCGUUCAUUAGCUGGUGGUCUUGAUUUGGACAACAAUGGAUUUAAUGAUGUGCUUGUUGGUGCUUUCAUGUCAAAUCAAGUUGUUCUCUUAAGGUCUCGACCAGUAAUUCGAACUGCAUCAAGUAUGGAAUUUAGUCCCACAGAGGUCAACAUCACGGAUAAAGAUUGUUUUGUAAAUAAUAAGUACACCAACUGCUUCAAGCUACGAUUUUGUUACAAUUUUUCUGACUUAUCGCUUGUUUUGGAUAGCAAACAAAAAAAUGUCUCUGUGAAGUACACGAUUAUUGCUGAUCCUAUCCGUAAGCCAAGAGUAAAUUUUGCUGAAACAUUCAACAACGUGUAUUCUUUCUAUGUGAAAAGUUCAGUUCAAACAAAAUGCAAAGAUAUCGAGAGGAUGCAUCUCAUCUUCAAUGAGGAUGGUGGAAUUGCUGAGUAUCCCGAUUUAACAUUUGUAGUGAAACACGAACUUCCAUAUGGUGAUGGCCUGAACGAAAUACCAAAACCCAAUCGCAGUAGCGAAUAUAUUCCUUCUUUGGAUGAAUAUCCCAUACUUACAAAACAUUUCCAUGAUGGUUCAGCCUCGUCCAAACACAGGCUGGAAGUUAAGCUAAAGUUUAAAAGAGAAUGUACCACAUGCAUUUCUGAUCUGUCAAUUCAUUCAAAAGCGUCAAAUUACACCCUCCGUCUCAGAGAAAAGACCUUCCGUUUUAACGUAACUAUAAAAAAUAAAGGAACAGAUCCGGCCUUUUCUGUUGGACUGAAAUUCAGCUUUCCACCAAAGUUAGAACUUAGCCAUGUUCUUGACGAAAAUGAAGACGAAGUUUUAUGCGAGAAAGACGCUUGUCAAAACAUAUUUAACAAAUUUAAAACGAAUCAAGUGACACAACUUGGGGUUGUUUUAAACACAAGAAGCUUUGGUCCAAACAGCGCAAACAACAUCUCAGUUUACGUGACAAGUGUCAACGAUGAAGCCAAAAACACAACAUUCGAUAACAAGAUUGACAUCUCCUUCGAUAUCAAAGUUGUGGCUGACAUCCAACUUUUAGCGGCUAUUUCAACACAACAGGUCCUAUAUGAAGGGACAGUUAAAGGUGAAAAUGCGAUGACAUCAUUGCAAGAUGCUGGACAAGCUAUUGAACAUAAAUAUGCCGUUUUAAAUAAUGGUCCGGAUAUUUUGCCGAAAGCUAAUGUCACAUUGUACUGGCCAAUUGAAACAUUAAGUGGGAAGCAUCUUCUGUAUCUGGUGGGAGUGACUUAUUCAAGUUCGAACGUGAAAUGUGUUUUACCAGAAUUUACGAACGUGUUGCAUUUGAAGAGCAAAAACAGAACGACACCCUCUAAACUGAUAGCAAAUGCAGUAGAAUCAAACACGGUGUUUUUACAAGCAAAAGGAAAGUUUUUAAAGAGCAGACAGCGCAGAGAUGUGUCCAAUACAUCAGUGCCUACCGAAACACCCACGGUUGUUUCAGAAAACAAAGUAUUGGAAAGAAAGAAAGACGGGAUAACUUUGGAUUGUACUAGUGGGAAAGCUAAGUGUGUCUCUAUCACGUGUACAGUAGAAAAUUUGAAGAGUGGAGAUACGUCAUCGAUAACUGUUAAGUCGAGACUAUGGGAAGCUUCGUUACUUUUGGAUUAUUAUGGAGAUGUGCUUACUAUCGUAUCGCAUGGUAUGGUGGAGUUAGGAACAAAUGUAUCUUAUAUCAGUGAUCCUAACUUAGAUAAUAAUGAGAACGAACUUUACACUGUGAUCAAUCCAGUCUUUGCUGCUAAAGGAAAAGAUAGUGGAAUCAAGCAAUGGCAAAUAGCUUUGGCAGCAGUUGCUGGUUGUUUACUGUUAGCCUUGUUAAUAUUUGCUUUGUAUAAGGUUGGUUUCUUUAAACGAAAGAGAACUUCAUCAAGUACAUAUAAAAAGAAGGAAACGGAUAAAUCGUUAAUUGGAAAAAGCAAGAACGGUUACUAAAUGUACGGGACCGAGAAAACAUUCGCACAUUUGUCGGAGUAAGAAAACCUUAAGGACGACAAAUUUGAGUUUUAGGUUUUUAAUGAACGUAAGAAUAUGUGGUCUUUAGAAUUUUUAUGCAAUUUAAUGUUUAUACAUCUUAUAAUUUUUUAAUAGUUAUUUUGUAUUAUUUAGAGCUUGUUUUUCCAAAUUUACAGGCUUGUCUAAAAAUCUCUUACCUCGCGUUGACCGCUACGCAGUACAUAAAUAUAUUUUUAUUUCAUUUAUUUCAUAUAUUUUCUAUUUUAUUUAUUAUUGUUUAUUAUUUUUAUAAUAAAUUAGUUUAUUUUGUUAUAGUAUUAAUAUAUGUUAUUAUCGUAGGCUGAACAAGCUUUUUUUAAAUAAAUAUUCAAAUAAUAUAGUUUAUAUAUAAAAAUUUUACGCAACCUAUUUCUUCCAUAAAUUUCCACGGCGUUCUAUGUGAUGAAGACAUAUUUUGAUGUAGAGAAGUAAUACACAUGUUUUUUUAUAAGAACGAUUUUAUAACAUUACCUUAUGUUUUUCUAAAAAAAAUGCUUUAUGCCUAUAUCUUGUGUUCUAAGUCUGAAAAAAAAAUUAAGGAUGUAAAUUCUUUUCGAUUUUUUCGCUGACUUGAUUGUUCAACACAAUUAUAUAGAGCUUAAGUAGCAACAAACACCCAUAUUAUUCGUAUGAACAUCACAUUUUGGAGAAAUUUGAGUGGAAAACAAUAAAAAUUCUUAAUAUUAAGAACAAAAUAAAACAAGUCCGGCUACUCGAAAAAUAAUAAUAGUCAGUCUAGGACCAAAAUUUACUGGUUCUUUUAAAAAAGUGUAUUUUACAAAAGGAUGUAGAAAAAACAUUAAUUCUCAAUGUGCAAGCCUCGUGUACAAGCAAAAACUCGGCUGAGUGGCGUUUUUAUUGCCAUAAAUUUUUGACUCCAAUGCAUGUUUUAAAAGGCAACGCCAAGAGGAAAUACUGAUUGGAGGAAAUAUGGUAUUACAUUAUUAGCUUUUUACGAGAAUGUUUAAAUACGGAAGUUGUCGAUCAUUAAGGACAUCCUUUAUAUCCAUAUAAGGAAGUUUCUUUACUUUGAACUUUUAAUCAUGUAACGAUUGUUUUUCGUUUUCCCCUUUAAAUAUUUGUCCUCCUCCUUAUAAUUUUUAAAUGUAUUUUAUUGUAUUCAAGGAAAAAGUUUUUCCUAUUUUAAUAUGCAAAUUAUUACAUUAUUUUUUUAACGUGUAUUUAUGUAAUAUGUUUUUUAGUUAAAUUAAAAGUCUUUUAAAA
This is a messenger RNA of Hydractinia symbiolongicarpus, 4645 nucleotides long. Its product is annotated as integrin alpha-3-like. The record is from RefSeq and is a predicted model, not a curated record. The transcript is spliced from 34 exons. Bases 89 to 3361 code for a protein of 1090 amino acids. Gene Ontology annotation, biological process: cell-matrix adhesion; integrin-mediated signaling pathway; cell-cell adhesion. Gene Ontology annotation, molecular function: integrin binding. Gene Ontology annotation, cellular component: integrin complex; external side of plasma membrane. NCBI's taxonomy places the organism in Eukaryota, Metazoa, Cnidaria, Hydrozoa, Anthoathecata, Hydractiniidae.